AUGGGCCCCUUUACCGCCUCCUCAUGCUGCUGCCAGGCCCGUAAUCUGCCAUGGGCCCCCGUACCAACUCCUCAUGCUGCUGCCAGGCCUGUAAUCUGUCCAUGGGCCCCUGUACCGCCUCCUCAUGCUGCUGCCAGGUCCAGAGUGUGUCAUGGGUCCCUGUACGGCCUCCCAUUGCUGCUGUCUCCAUCGCCACACUCUGCCAUGUGCCACUUUCAGGUCUCCUCACACUGCUGGUGGGUUCCAUUUUUUCAUAGGGUGCUGUAUGGCCUCCCAUUGCUGCUGCCUCCACCGCCACACUGUGGCUCCACACUCUGGUUUUGGCCCCGUGACUGCCCAAAUGAGUGAAGUGUGCGGUGAUUCUAAGAUCGACGGCACUCAUCUAAGGGCAUUUAAAUUAAAGGUACAGUGUUCU
This is a messenger RNA of Staurois parvus, 415 nucleotides long. The record is from the annotation of a GenBank genome assembly. NCBI's taxonomy places the organism in Eukaryota, Metazoa, Chordata, Amphibia, Anura, Ranidae.